ACGUCACUCAGUGCAUGUCUGGCGCAGGCGCGGUGAGGGUCUCGGCGGCCAGGCUGUGUCACGUCUCCCCGGAAUUGUCAUAAACCCUGGGCCUUCCCCUGUGUGAUUGCCUCCCACCAUGGCGAAAGCGGAGCAGGUGUUAAUCUUGGAACCGUCCCAGGAACUUAAAUUCAGAGGUCCUUUCACGGAUGUAGUCACGUCUCAGCUAAAACUAACCAACCCCACAGAUAAGAGAGUAUGUUUUAAGGUCAAAACGACAGCCCCCCGGCGGUACUGCGUGCGACCGAACUCAGGGGUGGUGGAUCCCAAUGGGUCUGUUAGUGUGGCGGUGAUGCUGCAGCCAUUUGACUACGACCCACACGAAAAGAACAAGCAUAAGUUCAUGGUGCAGAGCCUGUUUGCUGCCGGGGAUGGAGACAUUAGCCUGGACACGCUGUUUAAGGAAGCCGACAUGAACCAGUUGAUGGACUCCAAGUUGCGGUGUGUGUUUGAGUUGCCACCGGAUACAACAACCCCAGCGGUGCAGAACAACCUUGACGCCUCCCCAGCACUCCAGCCCCACGUUGAGACCAAGCCAUCACCCAAGGCAGGUGUCCCAUACUCAGGCAGCGCCAGGAAUGUGUCAACCAACAGCGAAGCAGAAAUCAAGAAGGCUGGUGAUGAGAUCAAGCGGCUCCGAGAGGAAAUUAGCUCACUUCGUCAAGAAAAUCUUCAAUUAAAGGAGGACUCACUGAGGCAACGCCCCACUGCAAACCCUGGAGAGAAGAACCCAAUCAUCAUCCCUCACCACGACACCCAGCAGGCGAACCCCAUGAUGCAUCUGGUGGCUGCCUUCCUCAUUGCUCUCGUCGGUUUCAUCUUUGGCAAGUUCAUCCUCUGAGAACCUUCUGCAGCCGUUGCCCGAGGUCGCUAGGUAGUAAUUGGCCGUUUUCUACCGCACGCCAACAUGCCGGUCAGUCUCCAUCAUCAGGGGCCGUCGCUAGAGGUGGCCCCUUUACCAGCUGGAUGUAAUGGCUGCUGUCGUCUGUAGCUGUUUGCCUUUGUUCCAUGAUGACAUUAUUCUUCAUUAUAUUCAAAAUUGUUAAAUAGAUUUGGGCAUGUUGAGAAGUUAUUAAAAAGUGUAAUAAAUUUGUCAAGACUGAGAUGUGCUCUCUCAGUGCAGGUGUAGCAGAAGUCACACAGGCUUCUGUAAGCAGGAAUUCACUAUUCCCAAUGACAAGCCAUAUAGAAUGCUUACAGUUGUUUGAUAUAGGAGUUAAUAUUAAAAUACAGUUAUACAGUUUUUAAUGGUCAAUUAUUUUGUAUGAAAAAUGUGCAGAAAAUGUUACUUUUAAUUUUUCCAGUUAUUAGCAUUUAAAGAUGCAUCACUUUGCCUGUGAUUAGUUAUGACUCACUUUGUGAAAUAUUUCAUGUGCUCUUUUCAUAUAUCUAGCAAUAGCUGACGCAUCAGUGACUUCAAUUAUUAUCUUGGGACUCUCCCUUUGCCCAAGCAUUAUGUGACAGCUGCAAUGCAAGAUGGUUCAUAGAUAUCUAUUUAUAUCAAAUUUAUUUAUUGGACACCAUCUGCAAAUACUGUUGAAUGAUAGGAUAAAAAGAAUUUAGAGGAGCUUUUUUAUUCAUUGAUUUCUUAAAGGACCCAAUAUAUUUCAUGUCAAGAAAUGGCUGUUGUAGCUACAUAGUGAUAGUAAUAUUUUUAUUUAUUUUUUUCCAUUUUUCUAUGAUUUAUCCUGUUAUUGAAGUGCUACAUUAAAUAUCAUGAAGAUCCCUUCCUAUUAUGUGCAUGAGUUUGCUUGACAAGGGUAAUGAUAGUCUCCCUCUUCCAUCGGUCACCCAUACAGGCUUGGAAGAUGCCGGGACUGUGAUAUGGAAACAGUUGUAAGGAGUUGUUGUUCAUCAAUACAGAGGUUGAGGCACAUAUGAGUUUCUACAGGGUUUACUAGCAGGCAGGUUAGGCAUCAGUCACGUGAAUGUAGGUAGUAGAGAAAUUUGAAGUAUAGCCUCCAAAGACACUAGAGUGAAAGAUCUACGUAACAUAUUUGGUCCACGAGCAAGGACGGUCGGGACUUGCCUCUGGAGAACUUGUCAUUAUAAGUAGCCACUACUACUACUACUACUACGUAUACAUUACUGCAGUACUCGUGGAACAUGCAGCCCUUUAUAAGGUGUGACCCAGCAUGGUCUUAAAGUGAAAUAUAUCCUAGACUUGUUGAUUUUGUCCCUGUAUUGGUUUUGCGAUGAUAGUUUUUACUUCCCUACCCUUAUUUAUGUUCUGAGGAAAUAGGAAAAACCCUACAAUGGCAUAACUUGUGUUGAGUGCACUGAUCAGGUGCCUCGAUGGUUUUCUAGAUCAACUAGUGGCACUGUAAAGGUUAAUAUCAUUGUAUGGUUUGUCUUUUGUUUUGAUUUGUGUACAUUAUUGUAGAAUGGAAGAGCUGUUUGUACAAAAGGAACAUUAUUCCUUGUAUAUAAGUUAGUGUGGUAUGUUCUUGUCUUCAGUCAGUCAUAUUUCACAUUUCUGUCUUUUUUGUGAUCCCCCACCCAUGGUUUAUGUACAUUUAAUCUAAACAUUCAUUGUCAUUACUUGUGAACUGUUGACAUGUUUGUGAACUUUCACCGAGAAAUUGUAAAGCAUUGGUAGACGUCACCCACCAAACAGUACCUAUCAGCGGUGAGAGUUUCUUACAUGUGCAAACACUUCCCAGUAAACAAUUGCUUGUAAACACUUCCUUGUGCACAGGACAAACAUGGCUAAGAUCAAGGGUCUGACAGACUUACCUCAAUUGGCACAGUCUGUUACAACAUGUACCAUUGUCUCCUAACUAGGGGCAGUGUAGUGGAGUGUAACCAGUGUAUUUUGUACACUAGUUUGUAAUGCCAAAUCGGUCAGUCCCGGAGAAAUUUGUACCGUGUGUACAGUGUGCAGCGUGUCAUGAUAAAUGUCACACCUUAAUGUA
Molecule: messenger RNA, 2954 nt
Organism: Portunus trituberculatus (swimming crab)
Lineage: Eukaryota; Metazoa; Arthropoda; Malacostraca; Decapoda; Portunidae
Gene: Vap33
Product: vesicle-associated membrane protein-associated protein B-like
Exons: 6
Coding region: 119-880 (253 amino acids)
Biological process (GO): endoplasmic reticulum membrane organization
Cellular component (GO): plasma membrane; endoplasmic reticulum membrane
Molecular function (GO): FFAT motif binding
Source: RefSeq, a predicted model, not a curated record